AUGAAAUGCACCAAAAAGGACCAUAAGGAGGCCAGUUCCGAUGGCUGUUUCCUUCGUCUCUCCUGCGCCCCAUUGUGCCCAACAGGACGAAUGGCUAUGGCGGCAAGGACUCCCAGCUUCCAGCCGGCGGUGUGGUAUGUCCUGGGCACGGUUCCAGCCAAAAGCUGGGAUCUGCCGGCCAUAAUUCAUUUGGGGCAACCCGAAAUCGCACAGUCUGCUGCUCAACAAAUUCACACCGAAAAAUCAAAAAGCAAUAAUGAUGCUCGAAAUGUGAACAACCCGGCGGAGAAGGGGUUGCACCACCUCGGGGAAUGGACGAAGGAGGGAGGGAGCAUGUCUGGCCACAGCUCCGGACAAGUGAUCAGGGAGGAUUACUGUGAAAUGUACUGUGGAACAUGUAGAAACAGGACGUGUUCGGUUUCAAAUAAUAUUUUAACCACUGAUGAUUAUCAAAUAAUGGAGGUUUUUCUAGUUUUGAAAUUUACUUGGACCAAUCCGUUUUUUCGCGGCGAGUGGAAUAUUUAUAAACUCUCAAACGAAACGGAUAUCAAACUAGUGAGAGUAUCUGUGUCCGGUAUCCCUAGUGCUAAUGAUGUCAGAUUUCGUACUAGCAAAUUUUAUCUACGAUCACUUGGUAUUAAGGAUAUCACAGGCUACAAUGUGGAAUCUCCUUCUUUGAAAGUAGAAGAGCGUGACAUUACCUAUGCAAAUGGACCCGAAACGUUGACUUUACGCUAUUUAUCUGACAAUGUAGUUAACUCAGCUGUAGCAAAUAAUUACAUACGGCAGAGUGAGGAUAACUUAAAACGAAUUGCAAUUGUUUCUUCAAUUCCAACACGGCAAUUGACUUUUGAAAUAGGAGAAGCCACGUUUGAGAGAAAAAUUGAACUAACAAGUCUGACAUUUGCUGGAUUAGAAGUGGAAUAUCUAAAUGCAAAAACUUUUCAUAAUAUGCUGAACUUGGAAAUGUUAAUUUUAGACAAUGUCGUCUUGGAAGAUCUAUCGUUUCUAGAGUCAAAUGCACUUCGACAAACUCUAAAAGAUAUAAUAAUAAAGAUUGAGGAUGAAGUGGAUAUGCAAGUCUUUGGCUCAUUCUCCAAGCUUACGACCAUUGAAGUCGAUAAGUACAUACCUUUCAAAAACCAAACCGCCUUUAUAUGUCGCACAGGUGAUGUAUUAUGUGUAUUUCGCAUGGGUACAAAUGGUAUACCCUGUCCUCCUAAAUGCAAGUGUCAAUAUAAUCGGAACAAUCGUGAGUUCGAAAUCAAUUGCUCACAGCGAUAUCUAUUCCUAGUUCCGACCUUGCCAGUUCCUAUAGCGGGAAUAACAUCACUGCUCCUUCAAGGAAACUAUAUAACCAAAUUGCCCAAUAAGACCUUGGCAGGCUAUAAUAACGUAAAAAAGCUGAAUGUGUCACAAAACGAACUAACUAGUCUUAGUAUUAGUCAACUGCCCACUAAUCUUGACGAUCUGGAUAUAAGUUAUAAUCAGAUAAGCUAUUUAGAUCCAGAGGUCCUUGAGUACGUUACAAACCUAACCCAUUUCAAACAGUUUGGCAACAAAUGGAUUUUCUACUGCAACGAACUACAUCUUUUAGAAUUUAGUUGGAGAAUGAGGAAAUCUGUACGCAUUUUAAAGGAUAGCUUCUCGCAUGUAUUGGAAAUGAUGGAUAAAACAACGGCAGGGUCAGCAGCUUUUUUAAAAUUUUUUUUUAAUUUGAAUCCUAAAAAAUUGUACUAUGAAGCAGAUGAAGAUGCGAUACUAACUUCCAUGGGCAGUGGUGAAAUUUAUGUAAACCUCAAGAUAAUGGAAGAUUUUCAUAGGUUGAUGUGGAUCUUUUCAGCUGAAUACGAUGAAAUUAUUAUGUACCACCUUAACGCUUCGUGUCCGUAUAGAUGUGAGUGUUGCGUCGACCCUGAAUCGGGACAAUUCAUAAUUAAUUGCAUGAAAAUGUACCUUGAGUUCUAUCCUAUCCUGCCAAAAUCGCUUCAGUACAACACGACACUAAAUCUCGAUGGGAAUGAAAUAUCAAAACUUAGCGAACCUCCAUUCCUGGUUAUGCCGGGACAUGCUACGAUCCAGGAGCUGCAUAUCCAGAAUAAUCGUCUAACUGAAUUCCCACAUCACUUGCUCCCCGAGAAUCUCACAUACCUGGAUGUGCGAAACAAUUCCCUGAAUACUCUCGAUGAUGACGUUGUGGGCUUUAUGAGGUUUCGCGAGGGAAUAACAGAGAUUAAGCUAUCUGGAAAUCCCUGGAAAAGCGAUUGCAGUACGAAAUCCUUCCUAUCACUUCUCCGAGAGAGGGAACCGGAAGAAUACGCCAAGACCCUGAACCGCAGUGGUGUCAUUUCCAGUGGAGGAUGUCCUGAUGCCUGCAUUUGCUGCCUGGACCAGAGCUCCAAGGAUCUUUCCAUCAUUAUCGACUGCACGUCCAAGGGUCUGCUGGACAUACCUCCGUUACCUAUACCAACAAUUGGCCAAAUAACACUCUAUUUUGAUGGAAAUUUCCUCGAGGAACUACCUUCGAUCUCCCUGCCUGGUUUCUCCAGAGUGACACGUCUCCAUGUGGCCCACAAUCGGCUGACCAUUAUCGAUAAACUGCCGACAGACCUAGUGUAUCUGGAUAUUCGAAAGAAUGGAAUUUCAGUACUAAACGAUAGCACUAGGGAGUUCUUCGAUAAAAGGAUGAACUCCUCGCAUCUGGAGCUCUUGCUCUCUGGCAAUCCCUGGACUUGCGACUGUGAGAAUUUGGAUUUUUUGGAGUUUGUUAAGCGGCAAGCCAAGUAUAUUGGGGACACAUCCUUAGUUGUCUGUUCUGACACCGGGUUACCCCUAAUUGAGACCGAGGAGAGCGACAUAUGUCCCUCCGCCUUCAUUUACUACGCCGCCCUCGCCGCCUCAAUGCUGGUCGUGGCCUCGUCGAUCAACGUUUUCAUUUGCUUUAGGCAGCCCAUCCUGAUAUGGUUUUACGAGCACGAAAUAUGCCUCAGCCUGGCAGCGCGACGGGAUCUGGACCAGGACAAGAGAUACGAUGCAUUUCUAGCCUUUUGUCACAAGGACGAGGAGCUUAUAGAGGAGUUUGUGGAGCGACUGGAGCAGGGCAAGCACAAGUUCCGGCUGUGCUUCUACCUGCGCGAUUGGCUGGUGGGCUCCUCCAUACCCGAUUGCAUCAGCCAGUCGGUCAAGGACUCCCGACGCAUCAUCAUUCUGAUGACAGAUAACUUCCUCAAGUCCACCUGGGGCCGUCUUGAGUUCCGCCUGGCCCUGCAUGCCACCUCAAAGGAUCGUUGCAAGCGACUCAUUGUCGUCCUUUAUCCAGACGUGAAAAACUUUGAUGACCUGGACAGCGAGUUAAGGACCUACAUGGUACUUAACACUUAUCUGGAGAGGAAUAACCCGAACUUUUGGAAUAAGCUUAUUUACUCGAUGCCACAUACUUAG
Messenger RNA from Drosophila serrata, 3441 nucleotides. It is a transcript of the gene Toll-4, whose product is annotated as toll like receptor 4. The record is from RefSeq and is a predicted model, not a curated record. Gene Ontology annotation, molecular function: signaling receptor activity. Lineage: Eukaryota; Metazoa; Arthropoda; Insecta; Diptera; Drosophilidae. Gene Ontology annotation, biological process: signal transduction. Gene Ontology annotation, cellular component: plasma membrane.